AUGACCUGCCUACCAACCAGUUGUGAAAGCAGUGCCUGUAGCCCUCCUGGAUGUUCUCCAAUUGUUUCUGAUGUGUCCAGGUCCCAUCAAGAAACUAGCUUUCUUCCUAUCACAGCCCAUGGUUCCAGUUCCUGUCAGCCAGCAUCUUGUAGACAACCUUUGAGCUGCCAUCUUCUAAGUUACCAGUCCUUUGGCUCUCAAGCACUGAGCUACCUGGCCUAUGGGCUCCAACCCCUGACCUACCUGACCUAUGGUUGUCAAUCCAGGAACUACCUUUCCUAUGAUUGUCAACCUCUGAGAUACCUGCCCUAUAGAUGCCAACCUCUUAGAUACAUGCCUGACUACUACAGGCCCAUAAACUAUACAUACAGUGAUUUUAACCAUACUCCUCUUCCUUGA
This is a messenger RNA of Lipotes vexillifer (Yangtze River dolphin), 399 nucleotides long. NCBI's taxonomy places the organism in Eukaryota, Metazoa, Chordata, Mammalia, Artiodactyla, Lipotidae. The record is from RefSeq and is a predicted model, not a curated record.